AUGGAGACCAGUGAGGAUAAUAUUCAUAACCAUAGCAGGAAAAAUACAUUUCUUUCUCGUGUUUUCGGAGUUCACUCAUCGGAUGUUGGUGAUUCAUUAGAGACUGCGGAGAUGAGCCACUUUCCAAUCCAGAUUGAUAGAACGUCUAUUAACCCAGUUGCUAUCCCUCGCGUUUUAGAGUCAGAUCAGGGGAGCUCUAGUGAUGAGGAGGAAGAUGAACCAGUGGAGGAGAGUGUUGGCUCCGUUGCAGAUAAUAUUCGAAGAUUUGACGGGGUUCAUAAUACAUAUGAGGGUGGGUCAGAAGCAGAUGAAGAAUUUGGAGAUGAAGAUUUAGAACCUGCAGGUUCAUAUAUGAUCACUAAGUUAGGCCAAGGCUCUAGCAGCGAUGAAGAAGGCAGUCUGCGGGAAUCUAUUACGGGGGAUGAUAUCCCAUUAUUUGCGGGACGAAUUGAUAGAAUGGGGAACAUUGGCGGUUCAUUUGACAGAAAGAAGGAUGGAAGUGCUGCACUGAAAAGGAUAUUGAAGGAUAAAAGUAGCAUCUUACUUGGUACACAGAGGUCAAUCGAAGAGGAGAGCUUUAUUUUCAAGAAGGACACUGCUCGCAAUGAGGAUGGGUACGGAAGGCCGCCCUUGCGUACGCACAAUAUGCCAUCUAAGGGAGGGAAUCUUCGAAACUCCUCGCCGAAUAGGUUUAACCCUUUAAGUCCGAGAGAGCGCGCAUUAUGGAAAUGGGCAAAUGUGGAGAAUUUAGAUUUAUUUCUCCAAGAUGUUUAUGAAUAUUUCCUUGGGAAUGGGUUCCUAUGCAUUAUGAUAGAAAAGGUUUUGAAUUUACUUACCCUACUGUUUAUUGUUUUCAUUUCUACAUACAUGUCCCACUGUAUUGAUUAUGGCAAAAUUCCUACCAGCCAUAAGUUUAGUGAAGUAAAAAUAGAUCGUUGCUACAGCACACAAGUCACCGGUGCAACAAAACUGCUGCUUUGGAUAUUUGGGGGAUUUGUCAUUCUAAAGGUAGUUCAACUUUACUUUGAUAUUAAACGUUUACGAGAUAUUCGCAACUUUUAUCUUUAUUUGCUUAAUAUAUCUGAUAAAGAAUUGGAAACCAUAUCAUGGCAGAGUAUUAUUCAACAGAUAAUGCUGCUUAAGGAUCAAAAUGCAGUGACGGCCAAUGUUGUCGAAGUGAAAGCAAAGAAUAGGAUAGAUGCACAUGUAGUAGCAAACAGAAUUAUGCGCAAGGAGAAUUAUUUGAUCUCGCUUUAUAACAAGGACAUCUUGGAACUUUCAUUAAAUUUUCCAAUGUAUCGGACAAACAUAUUAACGAAAACUCUCGAAUGGAAUAUUCAUUUGUGUAUUAUGGGGUUUGCUUUCAAUGAGGCUGGUUUCCUAAAACAGAGCUUUUUGAAUGUUAAGCAGCGGGAACAUUUAAGUGAGGAGCUGAAAAAAAGGUUUAUACUUUCAGGAUUUCUUAACAUUAUUUUGUCGCCUUUUCUGGUUGGGUACUUCAUCCUGUUGUACUUUUUCAGGUAUUUCAAUGAAUAUAGGACGUCUCCAGGGUCUUUAGGUACUAGGCAAUAUACCCCAAUAGCAGAAUGGAGAUUUCGAGAGUACAACGAAUUGUACCAUGUGUUUAAAAAAAGAAUUGGAUUGAGUCACGAGGUUGCAAAUAGGUACAUUAACCAAUUUCCCAAUACAACCGGAGAUUACCUCUUCAAAUUUGUGAAGUUUGUUUCAGGGUCAUUCGUUGCAAUAUUAGGUGUUAUGACUGUAUUAGAUCCCGAAAACUUUUUGAAUUUCGAACUCACACAUGACAAGUCUGUUUUAUUUUACAUGACUGUCUUUGGAUCCCUGUGGGCUGCUGCAAAUGGUGCUCUAAGCAGUCCGUAUAAUGUAUUUGAUCCAGAAGAAUCUUUAAAAGAACUAAUAUCUUACACGCAUUAUGCUCCCAAAGAAUGGGAAGGAAAAUACCACACGGACACCGUUAAGAAGGAAUUCUGCGAAUUAUACAACUUGCGUAUCAUUCUGCUUAUGAGGGAACUUGCUAGCUUGAUUAUGACACCUUUUAUAUUGUGGUUUUCUUUACCCAAAUCUGCAGAUGCAAUAGUGGACUUUUUCCGUGAAGUCACAGUAUACAGCGAUGGCCUUGGAUACGUUUGCAAGUAUGCAAUGUUUGACGUUAAGCAAAAUAUUGGUAACCAGCUUCGCAGGAAUUCCUCCCCACAUGUCAAUGGGAAGCCUACAGCACAUGCUGAAGAAUCUAGUGAUGAGGAAUCCGAUAAAGGGGUCAACAAAAUGAUGCAGUCGUAUAUGUAUUUUGUUGAUGACUAUCAGAAUACUGAUAAUGCUGUGGGAAAAUUUCAAAUACCAAAAAGUAGUCAUGGGAUGGCCGAUUCUAAGCAAAUGGCGACAACCUCUAAUCAUAAUUAUUCAUGGAAAAAGCAGUUUCAAUUAGGUGGCAAACCAGAAGAGUUCAAUAUUAAGUCCUUCAAUCCUACUACUAUUACAUCAUCUGUACCAAGCAAGCCAAGAAUGGAAUUACGGGCUAGGUUAGAUCAAGGUGCAAAUAUGCAGAACAACCAGAGUAUUACAGAAGAAGGUGAAGAGUCUUUCAUUAACUAUAUCCCACCUAUUGAUUACGAUCGAAUGGAACGGGGAGAGAGUAGAGGCAACGGUAUCCUGGGUUUAUUAAAUCAGUACUACAAAAAGUCUGAUGUGGGAAGGUAG
Eremothecium sinecaudum is the source of this 2718-nucleotide messenger RNA. RefSeq names its product autophagy protein ATG9 (gene ATG9). The transcript has a single exon. The record is from RefSeq and is a predicted model, not a curated record. Gene Ontology annotation, biological process: protein localization to phagophore assembly site; autophagy of mitochondrion. The coding region runs from base 1 to 2718 and encodes 905 amino acids. Lineage: Eukaryota; Fungi; Ascomycota; Saccharomycetes; Saccharomycetales; Saccharomycetaceae. Gene Ontology annotation, cellular component: autophagosome; phagophore assembly site.